This is a messenger RNA of Colletotrichum karsti, 1764 nucleotides long. RefSeq lists its product as uncharacterized. Lineage: Eukaryota; Fungi; Ascomycota; Sordariomycetes; Glomerellales; Glomerellaceae. The transcript has 2 exons. Gene Ontology annotation, cellular component: perinuclear region of cytoplasm. Bases 1 to 1764 code for a protein of 587 amino acids. Gene Ontology annotation, biological process: intracellular calcium ion homeostasis. The record is from RefSeq and is a predicted model, not a curated record.
AUGGCGACUCCCGAGCUAGCAAUAGCCAAAGCCUCCUUCAGCGCUCUCCUCUUCCGCAAGGAACCCGUCUCCCUCACCCGCCCCGAGAUCGAGACCUUCCACACGCUUCUCCACGACGCGAUACACCAGUGCUCGCCCGCCAACGUUCAGAAAUGCAAGCGAUGGAUCCUCAAGAACCUGGCCCCCUCGCCGGCGCGCGUCGCCGCCCUCGGCAAAUACCUAGCAGCGCUCUCCAAGUCUUUCCCCUCCGGCGGCGACAACUCCUCCGCUAAGAAGACGAAGCCUUCCUCCCGGCGCAAGCGUCUACACGUCUUGUACAUCCUCAACGACGUCCUCUACCACGCCGUCGUGCGGGACCGGGACGCCCGCCUCACGACAGAGCUGCAGCCCAGCCUGACGCCGCUCUUCCAUAGCGCCGCGAGCUUCCACAACUGCCCCAAGCAUGUGCGCAAACUGGAAGAUCUUCUUGGGCUCUGGAAUAAGCAGAGGUACUUCUCGGCGGAAACGAUCGACGAGCUACGGGAGACGGUCAAGGAAGCCCCUCACGGCGGCAAAGUGUCCAAGGCCGAGGGCCAGGGUGCGCAUGAUCAGACGGGGUCGAAUCUGGCGGUCAAACCAGCGAAGGAUGCCCCUUACAUGAUCCCCUCGAUGCACGGCGACCCGAACACGCCGUGGUUCGACCUCCCCGCCGCCAACUGGCUCCCGCACCUCGAACCCAAUUCCACGAAGCCGAUGAACCCCAGCAUGAUCAAGCCUCUGCAGCUCGCCCCGGGGCCAGCUGACAAGGCGCUCGCCAAAGCCGUCAAGGACCUCCUCGCGGAUGUCGAGAGACUUUACUCCAAAUCCGCUCCCCCUCAGCAGACCGACCAGGCGCCCACGGACUUCACCGAGAUGGGCGAACGCGUAGUUCUCGACGAGAUCACGGGCGAAGUCGUCGAUGGAGAGACGUACUACGGCUGGUCGCGUGGAUUCUGCACGAAGAUGAAGCAGCGCAAGCAGGGCAAGACGGGGGACGGUCGCGAUCGCGGACGCUCCAUCUCGCGAAGUCGCUCUCGCAGCUUCUCGCGAGGCCGAUCGAGCAGGAGCGACUCGCCGCCCGCCUUCAAGCGGCGCAGGCUCUCGCCAGAUUCCCGAAGUCCCAGCCGCAGCCGCAGCCGCAGCCGCGACCGUCGGCGCAGCCCUCCGCGCAGGGGCCGCUUCGAUUCCAGAGACUAUAGCCGGUCGAGAUCUAGAUCGAGGUCACGCUCGGUGUCCGGCUCCCGUAACCGCUACAGGUCUAGGUCACGAUCGGCAGAUCGGAGUGGGCGCCGGGACCGCGGCGACUCGAGCAGGUCACCCCUUCCACCCCACAGUCGCGGCCGAUACGAAUCUGUUCCGUACAAUCAGCCCCAGCCGCCGCCGCCGCCACCACCUCCAAAUCACCACACUCCGCCAGCUUUCCCGCCGUACCUUCCUCCACCUCCCAAUGCGGCCGUAGGGUUCGGACACUUCCCUCCGCCGCCGCCUCCGCCCCCUCAAGGCUUCCAGGGAACAUGGCCGCCCGCUCCUCCACAUUCUGUACCCUACAUGGGCAGUGCUCCUCGGGGUUGGGGUCCUCCCCCGCCCGGGCCCGGGGUGCCGCCGCCGCCUCCACCUAACAUGGGCGGAUGGGCUCCCCCUCCGCCGCCGCAGUCACAUAACCAGUUUCAACAGUACGGACGUGGAAACGGUGGGUACAGGGGCCGCGGAAGAGGAGGCUACGAUAGAGGCAGGGGCGGUUGGUAG